GCCACCCGCGCUUUCCCAACCCCCUUCUCCGUUUCGUCGCGAGGCCAAACCACCGUCCCGAGAUGGCGCCUCCUUCGUCCUCCUCGACCUCGUCCGCGCCGCCGCCCUCGUCAUGGGUCAUCCUCGGCAGCAUCCCGCGCGUCUCCGGCCCGGCGGACGAGGGCGACGAAGUCUCCGUCGCGCUCACGGCGCCGCCGCGCGUCUCGAUCCUCACCGUCUCCCCGCGCGUCUUCCCGGAGCCCGCCACGCCCCAUCACUUCCCCUUCGUCCUCGCCGCGGACCCAUCCUCCGGCCUGCUCCUCCUCCAGGCAAACCUGGGCUGCCCGGCGACCCGCGAAGUCGUCGACCGCCCCAACAACCAGUCCGUCACCUGGAGACUUUCCACCUCGCGCUACUUCGUUCUCGACGCCGCCGCCGGCUCGGCGUUCCACCUCCCCGAUCCCGAGCCCGCCCAUACCAUCCUGCACCAGGCCAUGCUCGGCCUUCUCGCCUCCCCUGCGGGCGACGGCCACUACAUGGUCGCGGAGCUCCAGCCCAUCAUCGGCAGCGACAAAGCCGAGCUCCUCUGCUUCUCCACAGAGGUCGGGGAGUGGGUGGAGAAACCCGUGCAUUACCUGCUCCCGCCGCGCCCGCUGGCUCCCAUCUGCGUGGUCUCGCACCACGGGAGGCUCUGGUGGGUCGACCUCUCAUGGGGCGUCAUCCACUGCGAUCCCUUCGCCGUCAAGCCGGUCCUGGGCUUCGUCCCGUUCCCGCCGGGCAGGGUGCUGGAGUGCAGGGAAGCUUGGGGCGUCACCGACAAGUACCGCUACGUGGGGGUGAGCGGCGGCAAGCUGCGGUUCGUGGACACGUACGUGAGCCAGCGUGCUCGCGGCGGCGCUCCGACGGUUAGCGUGUGGACGCUGGCCGAUCCAGACUCCACGGAGUGGACGCUGGAGCACGAGGCGACGUUUGCGGACAUCUGGGCCGACAAGAGCUACAAAGCAACCAGGCUCCCCAAGAAGAUCCCUGUGCUUGCACUCAUCCAUCCCAAGAACCCAUGCGUUGUGUACUUCUUCCUGGAGAAGCAGCUCUUCGGCGUUGACGUGCGUGCACACAAGAUUGUGGAGUGCAAGGUUUACGGGCUGGUUGCGCCGCCGAGCUGCUACAUCGCCAACCGCUUCGUUCGCGCCUGGGAGCUGCCCCAGACGCUCCCCUCAGGGAUGUUGAACUGGUGUAAGGGCAUCAACUUGGCUGAGAAAGCUAAAGGACGACCAACCCAACCUCCAUCGCCAGGAGAUUACCACUUGGUGGGACAUACAAGGCAGACAUUCGUAGGAUGAAUUGGUGGAGGAACAUGAAGCAAGUGUUUACGGCUAACAGUUUCCUAGUCCUAGGUGUUUUAGUACUCCAUGAGAUAUGUCCCGUGGUGGUGGUGGUGACGUUCAUACUUUGGCAUGUUCGCGCGAAGUAGCGUUGCUUGUGUCCUUUUUUGGGUCUAUCACAAUUCAGUAUCAGGUGGUGAAAUGCUCUUGGAACACUACCUACCCGUCACUGAGCUGUAUCUCCUCAUGGACGGUGUGCUGAGUUGGUUUGUUGGUGUUUCAGUAAUUCAGUUACAACCUUAA
Messenger RNA from Brachypodium distachyon (stiff brome), 1604 nucleotides. RefSeq lists its product as uncharacterized. The transcript is spliced from 3 exons. The record is from RefSeq and is a predicted model, not a curated record. Bases 63 to 1319 code for a protein of 418 amino acids. Lineage: Eukaryota; Viridiplantae; Streptophyta; Magnoliopsida; Poales; Poaceae.